GAGCUCAUUUGCAUAGCGAGCCCCGCCCCUCUGCCGACGUCACCCGGGCUCCGCAUCUGCUGCAGUCGCUGCGGGGAGGAGGCGGCGGCGCGAGCGCGGCAGAGAUGGCGUCCGCUACCGACUCCCGCUAUGGGCAGAAGGAAUCCUCGGACCAGAACUUCGAUUACAUGUUCAAGAUCCUGAUCAUCGGCAACAGCAGCGUGGGGAAAACCUCCUUCCUGUUCCGGUACGCCGACGACUCCUUCACGCCCGCCUUCGUCAGCACCGUCGGCAUCGACUUCAAGGUCAAGACCAUCUACAGGAACGACAAACGCAUCAAACUGCAGAUCUGGGACACGGCCGGGCAGGAGCGGUACCGCACCAUCACCACCGCCUACUACCGCGGGGCCAUGGGCUUCAUCCUCAUGUACGACAUCACCAACGAGGAGUCCUUCAACGCCGUGCAGGACUGGUCCACCCAGAUCAAGACCUACUCCUGGGACAACGCCCAGGUGCUGCUGGUGGGGAACAAGUGUGACAUGGAGGAUGAGCGCGUGGUCUCCUCGGAGAAGGGGCGCCAGCUCGCCGAGCACCUGGGGUUUGAGUUUUUCGAGGCCAGCGCCAAGGACAACAUCAACGUGAAGCAGACCUUCGAGCGGCUGGUGGACAUCAUCUGCGAGAAGAUGUCGGAGUCGCUGGACACGGCCGACCCCGCGGUCACCGGGGCCAAGCAGGGCCCCCAGCUCACGGACCAGCAGGCUCCCCCUCACCAGGACUGUGCCUGCUAGGGGCCAGCCCCCCCCCUAAAACCCCC
This is a messenger RNA of Catharus ustulatus (Swainson's thrush), 793 nucleotides long. It is a transcript of the gene RAB3A, whose product is annotated as RAB3A, member RAS oncogene family. Gene Ontology annotation, cellular component: plasma membrane; axon; synaptic vesicle. The transcript is spliced from 5 exons. The coding region runs from base 105 to 767 and encodes 220 amino acids. Lineage: Eukaryota; Metazoa; Chordata; Aves; Passeriformes; Turdidae. Gene Ontology annotation, molecular function: GTP binding; GTPase activity. Gene Ontology annotation, biological process: protein secretion; regulation of exocytosis; protein localization to plasma membrane. The record is from RefSeq and is a predicted model, not a curated record.